AUGGACCCGUCCGAAGUGACGGUAUUGGUUGUAGAAGACGACGAGUUUACCCGCAUGGCCACUAUUGAUAUACUGAAAUCCUGUCGUUAUACAGUUUUUGCAGUAGAAGACGGACAACAGGCACUGGAUCUAUUAGUGACCAAUCAUGCUAAAUUUGACUUGGUCUUGUGUGAUGUGAUGCUGCCUGUCAUGACGGGUAUUGAGCUCCUGGAUGGAAUUCAAAAGCUUAGUGCUAUACUUGGUCAUAUUCCUAUCGUUAUGACAUCUAGUAAUGAAGAAAUGGACGUUGUUACAUCCUGUUUAAGUAAAGGAGCCAAGGAUUACCUUAUUAAGCCGAUUCAAGUAAAUACAGCCAAGACACUUGUACGUCACGUGUGGCUCAGUCGUCGUCUUGAACGUACGUCGAAUAAAAGCAUGUGGCAAGAUAUUGAAGUCAUUCGUACGAUUGGAAAAGGCACACACGGUACUGUCGUCUUGGCACGACGUAAUUUGGACCGAGCUGUGGUCGCUGUCAAGCGCGUACGGAUCUCACAGAUUUCAGAGAAUGGCCGCAAACAAGCGGAUAAUGAAGUGAUUUUACUCAAGUCGCUCUAUCAUGUGAACAUUGUGCGGUUUUACGACCACUUUUUAGCUGAUGACGAGCUCAAUAUCGUCAUGGAGUACUCGGAUGGUGGCAAUUUACGUCAACUUGUAAAGUUGCGCUCGCGUGAAAAGAUGGGACCCUUCCCAGAGCCUGUUAUUAUGAGCUGGUUUGCCCAGCUUGUGCUGGCGGUGGCUUAUAUUCACGGUAAGAAUGUGCUUCACCGUGACCUGAAGGCGCAGAACGUCUUUCUUACGCACAAGAAUGUGGUGAAACUUGGUGACUUUGGUAUUUCCAAGGCCUUGGCCGGAGAUGAUACAGCGAACACGGCGUGUGGUACGCCCGAAAGCAUGUCACCUGAAAUAUGCCGAGGCGAGCCGUACGGCAAAAAGUCAGACAUUUGGUCACUUGGAUGCAUUUUGUACGAAAUGAUCAUGCUGCGACGCCCAUUUGAGGCUUCUACGCUUCCGGAAAUCUUUACUAAAAUUUGCAAAGGCGAGUUUCCGCCAAUUUUGCCUUCGUUCUCGCGUGAGUUGCGUCUCCUCGUGCAGCUGAUGCUGCAGCAGGAUGCGUCAAAGCGUCCGUCAAUUGAAGAUAUCUGUCGCUUCCCAUUUGUGCAAGCGCCCAUUCAGACUUUCUUGUCCGAGCAUGUAUCGGAGUUCCAAGAGGCGUUGGAGCUCGAGGCCAAGUUGCACCAGCCUUCUCUGUAUAGCACGGGUGUAGACAAUCCGCCACUUUCGCCUGCGUCGCCAAGUCUGCGUCGUCGCAACUACAACAGUGGCGGCGAAAUGCCAAGUAACGGGGUUCAAGACUCACUUCUAGAGUCGCCUUCUCCUAUUUCGGCUCGUAGUGAUGGAUCGAACAAUGCCGGAUUCAACAAUGGCAAUUUGCGCAGUUCCGCGAUCGCCUCUGUCGCUAUUGGACUUGCUGCCGAAUCGGUGCCUACUUCUGGCCGCCCACCGCGAAACAGUGACUUAGCAAAGAAUUCGGCGGACUCUCCAGGAUAUGUAGAGGAUACUUUUGCUGACAAGCUGCGUGCACAAGUCACUAUUGGCGAUGUUCGUGUCGGACUUUUCACUACCUACACGGCGUGUAUUGCUGCGAGUGAGCUAGUACGUGUUUUGAAGACAAAUUUUGAAAAGACAGAUAAGGAGGCCGCUGCUAUUCUGUCCGAGUAUUUGAAGAAUCGUGUCUUGAACAUCGUUUUUGCGGAAGAUAUGUCGCAUCCGGACUUAACUGCUCAGGGCACAUAUUUGCGUUUCCAAGUCGACGAGCUGUUCGUUCCAUUGAACAUGAAGUAUGUUUGUGUUGAAGAUGUUCAGCAAGGUGCCAUGGAAGUCUGUCUUCGUGUUCGUGAAGCAAUAGCAGAACUUCAUGCACUCAAGUCUUUCCCGCGCGGAAUUGCCACCGGGUAUAGCCUUCCAAACCAUGUGUCCGUGACGGGAAGUAGUGCGACCGUAUACUUUGACGCCCCUCUUUGUCAAAAGUAUCGUCGGUUCUUGAAGCUAGCCUCGAAGUUGCAAAAGGUGGACGUCGGUAGUCUUCCCAAGCACGAACGUCAGCCGUUCUUCAUUAACAUUUACAACGCUAUGGUACUUCACGGUCUCAUCGAGUUUGGUGUGCCACAGAACAUUGGCCAGUACAAGGCUUUUGAGAGGGAUGUAGCCUACACAUUUGGCGGUUUCGAAUUCACGCUAGGUGACAUCAAGCAUGGCAUUUUGCGGUGCAAUCGCAAGCCGCCAUCAAACUAUUGGGAGCGCCAGUUGCAGGCUCAGGACCCGAAAUUGCAGUUCCGACUACACAUUCGUGAUCCUCGCUCACUAUUGGUGCUGAUUGACUGCGCGGAACCUCUCCCAAGCGCCGAAGACGUGCCGAUCUUAAAGCCUGGACGAACAGACACAGUCCUGGAAGAGCAGGCGGAAAGGUUUUGUGAGCGAUUGGUAGAGAUAAACGAGCGUGCUGGGGAGAUUGUGCUACCGCGUGUGCUUCGUAUCUUCCGUGAUGAUUUUGGGUCCUCGGAAGCUGAAAUGGUGUUGUGGCUGGAACAAUAUAUGGCUAACGCGCCGGCUAACCUAGUGAACUACCGGGUGAGGUAUCAGACGGGCAUUUCAUCGUGA
Molecule: messenger RNA, 2697 nt
Organism: Peronospora farinosa
Lineage: Eukaryota; Oomycota; Peronosporomycetes; Peronosporales; Peronosporaceae
Source: the annotation of a GenBank genome assembly